AUGCCGACCUCCUUCAACCAGUGGCAGCCUGCAGCUGUCUCUGACAUUCUCAACGUUACUCUUGAUCGCCAAGAGGCAGAGGCGAGCGGCUGGGAAAAGACCUACCUCAAGGAGCUCGCGCAGGACAUGGCCUCGAACUCUUCAGCGCCACCACAGCUUUCCGCCUCUGUCGCAGAUGAGGUCCUCAUCGCACGUCUUUCUCUCGACCCUAGCGGAGAUGUGAUGAGCGAUGAUGCUGACCAUAUCACUAUGCUCGCCAGCCUACCCAAAGGGCAGACAUCGUGGGAUUACCUCGUCGCCUCUUGGAAGCGAGCCAGAGCCGAGGAAAACCGCAUUCGCAAGUCGCUUGCGCCAGCAGACCAGACCAAAGCGCUAGCCGUCUUGCAAGAGAUCCGAGCUCUGCUCAUCUCGUAUGCUGGACUCGUGCUACAGACGCCGGACAUGUUUCCCGGUGCAGCGAAGCCGAACGGCACUCCCCUCUCGCCUCUCGUCUUGGUGGACAGCCUCACGCGAGUCUCAUCUUCCAUCUCAAGCUUCGGCUUCUCCAGCUCGGAUGCUUCCUCUUCACAAAGCACCGUCGACCUCACAACGAAAUUCGAGACGAUCGAUGGCGAUGAUCUGCCUGUCUUCUUGAACGAGCUUGCCGCCCGUUUCGGAAACGAUGAAGGUCUUGACGAGAUUCUGGGACCUGCGUUUACAGAACUGACAAGAAGGAUCAGGGACGGCGACCGAGGCUCCGAUGCGUCGUCGACUUCGAAUGGUACACAAGCUCAAGCAUCGGCUGCAACUGCGGCCUCCGGAGCUGGCGGCGUCAAUCAGGCCGCUCUCAACCAAGCCAUUGCCAACCAAAAUGUCCAAUCAGUCAUCGCACAGCUCCUUGCGGGCAGAAUGCCAGGAGCGCAAGCAGGGGCUGCCCCGACUGGAGCGAACGCAACACCAGGCGAGGGACUCUCCAUCACCGGACUCGAGUGGAGGCCCUACGUCAAUGCCAUCGUCGAGGCAGUGGAGAUCAAGGCCAUCGCAAACAUGCUUGCGCAUCUGGCCAACUUUGACCCUGCUAACACGACCGGUUCUCGUAUCGAGUUCGAUUCACUCUUCGGUCCGAUAUUGCGUCUGUCAGCAUUCCCGGACGCCUACCCGAGCAUCACCGAACACUACUUUUCCAACGCUGCCUCCCAAUCCCAUCAGGAGACGGACAGCAAUUUCCGCAGCAUCCAGAGCACCAUGGAGAUCGUGCAUUCGUUGAACUUCCGUAUCCACAACGCGAUCGUCCGCUCAGGUCCGCAGGCGCGCGAAAGGGUACUAGCGUACUGGGGCAAGGCUUGCGCGCUAAAUGCAAAGCGAGGAGCGAUGCAAGUGCGACAGGAGCUCGUGGCUAGCGAUGGCUACAUGGUAAAUCUGUACGAGAUGCUGCUUCGUUUCGCCGAGCCCUUCAUGGAUGCCGGUCUCACCAAGAUCGACCGCAUCGACCUCGAGUACCUGCGAAAGCAGUCGCGCUUUGACACCUUGGACCUGACUCGCAUCAACGCCACCGAGGCCGAAGCCAAGGAGUGGACGGAGCAGGGACAAACCGCACCCGCCGGUGCACCCGCCAACUUCAUCACUGAAGUGUUCUACAUCGCAGUGAGGCUCAACAAUCUCGGCCUUGGCAAAGCAGUGCGUCGUAUCGAAGAGAAGGAAAAGGAGAUGGGUCGCUUCAAGAAGCGUGUUGCCGAGACAGAGGCGGACAGGCCGAUGUGGUCGACGCUACCGCAAGCCGCACAGUACGAGACCUUCCUCAAGCGCGCCAAGGCCGAAGUGGAGCGUCUGCACGGCGAGAUCUAUGCAGCGCAGAGCCAACUCAUGGCGUCCGACUUCUUGCAAAAGGUCAUUACGUUCAACUGCUUCCUCAUGACAUGGCUCAUCCGUGUCGCCGAGCCCAAGGCGGCCCACCCGCAUCCUCAGGCGACGUUGCCAUUGCCGCAAGAAGUACCGACGCGCUUCCGCAUGUUGCCCGAACACAUGUUUGAGGACAUCUGCGACGUGAUGCUGUUCGUCUCGCGUGUCAGCGCGCCGCUGUCAGAGGCGGCCAAGAACGACCUGGUCACGUUCUGCACCACCUUCCUCAGUUCCGGCUGGUACAUCAAGAAUCCCUUCCUCAAAGCGAAACUCGCCGAGAUCCUCUUCUACAACGUGAUCCCCUUCGGACGUCGCACCAACGGCGUUCUCAGCGAUACGCUCAACAUCCACGGCCUCGCACUGCAGCACCUCGUGCCUGCGCUCAUGAACUUCUGGAUCGAGGCGGAAAACACGGGCAGCCACACGCAGUUCUACGACAAGUUCAACAUUCGCUAUCAUCUCUCGCAAAUCUUCAAGUCGAUCUGGAGCAAUCCGAAGCACAAGGAGCAGAUCCAUCGUCAGGCGCAGUCGGGCGCCUCCGAUUUCGUCGUCUUCAUCAACCGACUGAUGAACGAUGUGACCUACCUGCUGGAUGAUGCGCUGGACAAGCUGCAGGAGCUGCACACGAAGCAGUCCGAAUCCGAAUCUCCCGCCGAGACCGGUUCCGCACAGGAGCAGCAGGAGCGCGAAGGACACAUCCGUCAACUCGAGCAGACGAUCAAAUCGGACCUGCAGCUGGGCACCGAGUUCAUGCGCCUGCUGAUCGACUUCACCGCCGAAACCGCCGACGCGUUCAUGACGCCCGAAGUGGUCGACCGACUGGCGGCGAUGCUCGACUACAACCUCGACAUGAUGGCUGGGCCCAAGUGUCAGAACCUAAAAGUCAAAGAUCCGAAGAAAGUGUCGUUCGAGCCGCGCAACGUGCUGCGCAUGCUCAUGUCGGUGUACCUCAACCUGUGCAGCAAGGGCGAGUUUGUCGCUGCCAUCGCUCGGGAUGGACGUUCCUACUCGAAGAGCGUCUUUGAGAAGGCUGGAUCGAUCGCGUCGCGACACAUGCUCAAGAGUCCGCCGGAGCUGGAUGCGUGGGCGGGGAUGAUCGUGCAGGUGGAGGAGAAGCGCCAGAUGGAACAGGACGAAGAGGAGGACCUGGGUGAGGUACCGGACGAAUAUCUGGAUCCGCUGAUGGCGACCGUGAUGAAGGACCCGGUGCUGCUGCCGAGGAGCAAGACGGUGGUGGAUCGGUCCACCAUCAAGGCACACCUGCUGAGCGACUCGACGGAUCCGUUCAACAGGAGCCCGUUGAAGAUCGAGGAUGUGGUGCCGGAUACCGAGCUGAAGGGGAAGAUCGAGGCGUGGAUCGCGGAGAGGAGACGCAAGCCUGCGACGGGUUGA
Kalmanozyma brasiliensis GHG001 is the source of this 3270-nucleotide messenger RNA. Its product is annotated as U box domain protein. Gene Ontology annotation, biological process: protein polyubiquitination. Lineage: Eukaryota; Fungi; Basidiomycota; Ustilaginomycetes; Ustilaginales. The coding region runs from base 1 to 3270 and encodes 1089 amino acids. The transcript has a single exon. Gene Ontology annotation, molecular function: ubiquitin-ubiquitin ligase activity. The record is from RefSeq and is a predicted model, not a curated record. Gene Ontology annotation, cellular component: cytoplasm; nucleus; ubiquitin ligase complex.